UGUAGCCGGACACCACGGUUAAUGCAGCAAAGGGGAAGAGCCAGUCAUCAAAGAUCCCGAACGUUUUCCCGAUCUCGGAUCGCUCUUCAUGGUCAUUAGCUUCGUCGUCGUCCAUAAAUUUUGAUUGCUUGCGAACCCCUGAUCCCCCGUCCCCCCGCAAAACACUUCCUUUGCUUUCCGCGGUCUAGCGACCAUGGCUGCUGUCCAAGUGAACCGUUCAGAGCAAGAGCGUGAGGUUCAGAGGAGUUACUGGAUUGAGCACUCUGUGAACCUUACGUUGGAAGCAAUGAUGCUUGAUUCCAAAGCUUCUGAUCUUGACAAGGAAGACAGACCCGAGGUGCUCUCACUACUCCCACCGUAUGAAGGAAAGUCAGUACUCGAACUAGGAGCAGGAAUUGGGCGUUUCACUGGUGAAUUUGCUAAAAAGGCUGGUCAAGUGAUCGCUUUGGACUUCAUUGAGAGUGCACUGAAGAAGAAUGAAGCCACUAACGGGCACCACAAGAAUGUCAAAUUCCUUUGUGCUGAUGCGGCUUCCCCAAACUUGAAUUUUUCUGAAGGAUCCUUGGACUUGAUCUUUUCGAACUGGCUGUUGAUGUAUCUCUCUGAUAACGAGGUUAAAACUCUUGCUGAAAAAAUGGUGAAAUGGUUGAAAGUUGGUGGCUACAUAUUCUUUAGGGAAUCAUGCUUCCAUCAGUCUGGCGACCACAAGCGAAAGAACAACCCCACUCAUUAUCGUGAACCAAGAUUUUACACCAAGGUGUUUAAAGAAGGUCACUUCCAGGACCACUCUGGAAAUUCUUUCGAGCUUGCUCUUAUUGGUUGCAAGUGCAUUGGAGCUUAUGUGAAAAACAAAAAAAAUCAGAACCAGAUCUGCUGGCUCUGGCAGAAGAUUAGCUCAGAUGAUGACAGAGGAUUCCAAAAGUUCCUGGAUAACGUCCAAUAUAAAUGUAGUGGCAUAUUGCGCUAUGAGCGUGUGUUUGGAGAGGGAUAUGUGAGCACCGGUGGCCUAGACACAACAAAAGAAUUUGUAUCUAAACUGGACCUCCAGCCCGGCCAGAAAGUGCUUGAUGUGGGUUGUGGAAUUGGAGGAGGUGAUUUCUUUAUGGCUGAAAACUAUGAUGUUCAUGUUGUUGGCAUUGAUCUCUCCAUCAACAUGAUUUCAUUUGCAAUUGAGCGCGCCAUCGGCCUCAAGUGCUCUGUUGAAUUUGAGGUUGCUGAUUGCACCAAGAAAGACUAUCCUGAUGGCUCAUUCGAUGUGAUUUAUAGCCGUGACACAAUUCUUCACAUUCAAGACAAGCCUGCACUAUUCAGGAUGUUCUACAAGUGGUUGAAGCCGGGAGGAAAAGUCCUCAUAAGCGAUUACUGCAAAGCUGCUGGAACCCCAUCGGCUGAAUUUGCUGAGUAUAUCAAACAAAGAGGAUAUGAUCUGCAUGAUGUUGAGGCGUAUGGCCAGAUGCUUCGUGAUGCUGGCUUUAGUAAUGUGGUUGCGGAGGAUCGGACCGAUCAGUUCAUGAAAGUUCUGAAGAGGGAGUUGGAUGCAGUGGAGAAGGACAAGGAAGCCUUCGUACAAGACUUCUCAGAGGAAGACUACAACGAGAUAGUUGGAGGGUGGAAGAGCAAGCUGGCAAGGAGUUCCUCCGGGGAGCAGAAGUGGGGUCUGUUUAUUGCGAAGAAAAAGUGAAUUACCAAACCAAACCGAACCAUCAUCAUCAUCAGUGGUGGAGUCGAGUCGAGUCGAAGAAAUGCAUGAUAUAAUAUAUGAGUGAAUGAUAUGAUGACGUCUGUCCCCUCCCCCCCCCUCUCUCUCUGUGUCAAUAUAUUAUAUUAUAUAUAAGAGAAGCUUGUGUUGAAUAAAACUGCUUCUUGUUUAACUGUUUGUCCAUGGAAAAUGGCUCCGAUCCAAUAUUUACAGAUGUUGUUGUUGAGUGGAAGUGAUUAGGAUCCCUUCCUUUGCUGAUAUGGUUAUGUUAUGUUAUGUUAUAAAUCGAUUAUUAUUAUUAUUAUUA
This is a messenger RNA of Andrographis paniculata, 2006 nucleotides long. RefSeq names its product phosphomethylethanolamine N-methyltransferase-like. Gene Ontology annotation, molecular function: phosphoethanolamine N-methyltransferase activity. Gene Ontology annotation, biological process: phosphatidylcholine biosynthetic process. NCBI's taxonomy places the organism in Eukaryota, Viridiplantae, Streptophyta, Magnoliopsida, Lamiales, Acanthaceae. The transcript is spliced from 12 exons. The coding region runs from base 194 to 1681 and encodes 495 amino acids. The record is from RefSeq and is a predicted model, not a curated record.